Messenger RNA from Neoarthrinium moseri, 3366 nucleotides. RefSeq lists its product as uncharacterized. NCBI's taxonomy places the organism in Eukaryota, Fungi, Ascomycota, Sordariomycetes, Amphisphaeriales, Apiosporaceae. Bases 1 to 3366 code for a protein of 1121 amino acids. Gene Ontology annotation, molecular function: calcium ion binding; phosphatidylserine decarboxylase activity. Gene Ontology annotation, biological process: phospholipid biosynthetic process. The record is from RefSeq and is a predicted model, not a curated record. The transcript is spliced from 5 exons.
AUGGUCCGCAUCAUUCCCCAGCUCCUGAAGACGGGCUCGACCAAGUCCAACGUCAACUCCUCCACCAACAGCCGCAGCACCAGCCCAAUGCGCUCCGCCAAGACAGACGCCGUGAGCCCUGAUGGGCGACGGGACACGGGGCUCGUCCUGAAAGUCGUGAUCAUCCGUGCCAGAGAUCUGGCCGCGAAAGACCGUGGAGGAACAUCGGACCCUUACCUCCAGUUGACCUGCGGCGAAACGAAAGUCGUCACCCACUGCGUCCCGAAGACUCUCAACCCAGACUGGAACGUCGUCGCUACGGUCCCUAUCGUCGGUGUCGAGAACCUAUUGCUCGAGGCAAUCUGCUGGGACAAGGACAGGUUUGGCAAAGACUAUCUGGGCGAAUUCGAUCUUGCUUUGGAGGAGAUAUUCGCCAACGAGCAAACCGAGCAGGCCCCCAAAUGGUACCCCCUAAAGAGCAAGAGAACGGGAAAGAAAGCGGGCGUGGUGUCGGGUGAAGUUCUCCUGUCGUGCACCAUCUUCGACUCCACUGACAAGGACGCCUCUCCUUCGCAAACACUUGGCAAGCUCCGGACGCUUGCAAGCUCCCUACCCGAGGCCGCCUCUCGCAACCCAACUCCGACAAGAACACCUGUCCUUGGCCCUUCCAAGGGAAGGGCCGGAUCUUCUCCGUCACCACCCUUGGUCCGCAGUGGCACAGACAACUCUCAAGAUGAUGAGGACGACGACGACCUCCUCGAUGACGACGAUGAGACUCCCGAGGACGAGGACCCCAGCAAGCCCGAGUCGAUCGAGAAGCGCAAGCGGAGGCUGAGGAUCAAAGGCCUGAAGCGCAAGAAGAGACAGAACCCGUAUGAGUUUACGAACGGCGACAACAAUGUGGUGGGCCUCGUCUUCUUGGAAAUCAGCCACAUCACCGAUUUGCCCCCUGAGUCCAACUUUACCAAGACAAGCUUCGACAUGGAUCCGUUCGUUGUUGCUUCCCUCGGCAAGAAGACGUACAGAACCAAGGUCGUCCGCCACAACCUCAACCCUGUCUUCAACGAGAAGAUGCUCUUCCAAGUCCUGCAGCAUGAACAAACAUACUCAUUCUCGUUCACCGUGAUCGACCGGGACAAGUACUCCGGCAACGACUUCAUCGCCUCCACAUCAUUCCCUCUCCAAGGGAUCGCUGACAAGUCCCCCAAGGCGAACCCCGAGACUGGCCUUUAUGACCUCAAAGAACCCGCGGAGUACGCGCCCGUCAAGAAGUCGCGGUUGGCCAAGCUAGGCAUGUCCAGAACCUCGUCCUCGACUAGUUUGAACAAGGGGCGACCGCCGUUGUCGAAGAACCCUUCGACCAUGUCUGCCUUGUCUCAAGCUGAUUCAGGCCCUGGUGCCGCCCCAACGUCUGCUCCUAACCCCAACCUGCUUUCAGCCGACCAGAUGCCAAAUCUGAACGUCGAGAGCAGCGAGGGCGGCGAGGCUGCUUCUGAUGAUCCCGACUUCAUGAGCUUCACUGUACCUCUGAAGAUGAAGAACCUGGAGAAGUGGGAGGCGAAGCACAACCCGCAGUUGACCGUUCGCGCCAAGUAUAUGCCAUACCCGGCCCUACGACAACAGUUCUGGCGAGCAAUGCUGAAGCAGUACGAUACGGACGAGAGCGGCGAGAUCAGCAAGGUUGAGUUGACCACUAUGCUAGACACUCUGGGAUCUACCCUGCGCGAGUCGACGAUUGAUAGCUUCUUCCAAAGAUUCCCACACAAGGCUGCCAAUGGAGAGGAGACUAGCAAUCUCACUAUGGAUGAGGCCGUCAUAUGUCUGGAGGAUCAACUGGAACAGAAGAGCAAACCCCAGGGGCUAGGAGAUAAGAUGAGGAACAUGUUGCCAGACGCUGGAAAGGUCAAGGACUUGUUGACCGUACCAGGCCAGUCCUCAGAAAGUGGUCUCUCUACUCCAUCAGAGACCCCUGGCGAGGAAAGCUCAUUCACUUUGAGCGCCGCAGACUCCACCGUUCAAGGGCAGCCAUCGUCAACAUCUACCAUUGUCGUACCAGACAUGAGCACUCCCGGGGAGGAAGGCGACAACUUGGAAAAAGAUGACCUCAAUGUAGACAAGAGCGAAGAACAUGUCGUCGAGAUCCGGGAAUGUCCCAUCUGUCAUCAACCACGUCUGAACAAACGCAAAGAUACGGAUAUCAUCACCCACAUCGCCACCUGUGCCAGCCAGGACUGGCGCCAAGUCAAUUCUCUCAUGAUGGGUGGCUUUGUCACUGCCAGUCAAGCACAGCGCAAGUGGUACUCCAAGGUCAUCACUAAGAUCUCGUACGGUGGCUACAAGCUUGGUGCGAACUCGGCCAAUAUUCUUGUGCAAGACCGUAUGACGGGUCAAAUCAACGAAGAAAAGAUGAGCGUUUACGUGAGGCUCGGUAUUAGACUCCUCUACAAGGGUCUGAAGUCGAAGGAGAUGGAGAAGAAAAGAAUUCGCAAGAUGCUGAAGAGCUUGAGUGUUAAGCAGGGGAAGAAGUACGAUGACCCAGCCUCUGCGGGUGAUAUCCCCGGCUUCAUUGCCUUCCACAACUUGGAUAUGUCGGAGGUACUUCUGCCAUUGGAGGAAUUCAAGAACUUCAACGAGUUCUUCUAUCGCGCCCUGAAGCCAGGUGCCAGACCCUGCUCUGCCCCGGACAACCCCAACAUCUUCGUCUCUCCAGCCGACUGCCGAUCUGUUGUCUUCAACAGCGUCGAUUCGGCGACUCAGAUCUGGAUCAAGGGUCGUGAAUUCUCCAUCAAGCGACUUCUCGGCAAUGCGUACCCCGAAGAUGCCGCACGCUACGAGAAGGGUGCACUGGGCAUCUUCCGCCUCGCGCCUCAGGAUUACCACCGCUUCCACAUUCCAGUCGAUGGCGUUAUGGGCAAGCCUAAGCUCAUCGAGGGUGAAUACUACACGGUCAACCCCAUGGCCAUCCGGUCCGCGCUAGACGUCUACGGAGACAAUGUUCGUGUCCUUUGCCCCAUUGAUACGCCUACACACGGCCGCGUCAUGGUCAUCUGCGUCGGUGCUAUGAUGGUCGGCAGUACCGUCAUCACUCGCAAAGAGGGUGAGCAGGUUAAGCGGGCUGAGGAGCUAGGUUACUUCAAGUUCGGAGGUAGCACCAUUGUUCUCCUCUUCGAGGAGGGCAAGAUGGUGCACGAUGACGACCUGAUUGACAACUCGAACAGCGCUGUCGAGACCUUGAUUCGGGUGGGUAUGUCAAUCGGUCAUAGCCCGGGUACGCCUCAAUGGACGCCUGACAUGCGCAAGGAUGCCAGCGACAUCACCGAGGCGGACAAGGCGGAAGCAAACCGGCGCAUUCGUGGUGGCGGUGCUGGCUCUGAGAACCUACCUUAG